Messenger RNA from Pogonomyrmex barbatus (red harvester ant), 3583 nucleotides. RefSeq lists its product as uncharacterized. The record is from RefSeq and is a predicted model, not a curated record. Lineage: Eukaryota; Metazoa; Arthropoda; Insecta; Hymenoptera; Formicidae. Gene Ontology annotation, cellular component: membrane.
UGAAACAGCCGCAUUGAAUUGCACUGAAUCAACAGGUAGAUCGGCAGAUCGGUAUGCGUGGGACGACGUCGUAUGUGCAUUCUCUCGUCGUGGCGCCGGGAUUCGACGUGGUCCCCUGCGAAAGAUGCAGCGCGCGAACGAGCGCAAAACGCUACAACGACGACGACGAUUCUUAGAGAACGGCAAACGACAACCGAGAUCAGUUUAGUAGCGGCAGCGGGAGGAGGGAGCGGCGCUCCAGGUGGAAACGCGCGUUCUCUAAACGUGUGCUCUGCGGCGAAUUCCGCGCAUACCAACGCCGCUGAUCCAGCUUCCCCGCGAGCGGCAGUGGCGGCGACGGCGGCGACUGCGGCGGCAGCGUCCGGAUCGGGAGAGUGAUUUUUGUGAUCGCCGCUCUCGUCAAUGACACGCGCGGAAUGCGCUGAGCGAGCGCGCGAUCCCACGCUGCGCUAUACGCGCCGCCGACAUUGUUGCGCGUCUCAUUGCGCUGGCCUUUAAAAAUCAUUCGUACGCGUCCCGACGCGUCAGUGAAAUUGCCGUGGGUGCAUUUUUGAAUGCGGCGCAGGGCAAACGCGAAUCUCGCGACGUCGCGGGAGCGACGUUUCUCAGUUUGACCCCGGCGCAUAACGGACAGAUGAGUUCGCCUGUGACAUCGUGACUUAUUUAUAGCUGUCUCAGCUCAAAAUUCCUAUUGGAAGAAGGGAAUAGAUAGUGAUAAAAGUGAAAUAAAAAAUUGUUAAAUAUUCCAAAUGGGCAAUAAAAGCCCAUUAUGGCCCAGUGUCAUCAAUCACAACAUCAGCACGAAUUUUUACCCCUGUGUGACGUAUUAUUUAACAUUAUUUCGUUAGCAUCCUAUUUCUGCGAUGUUGUCUUUGAUUUUGCUAUGAUAUAUGCUCUUGCCCAUCAAGCGAUAGCACCCAUAUUAUUUCCAUUAAGCAUUACUUUUGUAGCAACUUCUCUGUUGAUUUCUCAGAUUGUUAGUUUGCGAUGGUAUCUUUGGGGAGCUAGAGGUAAACUAACAAACAAUAACGCAGACGAUUGUCACAUAAAUGCAGUGAAGAGAAUUGGCAAUUGGACUGUAGGCUGUGUUCUUUUACUCCACUCUACGCAAGUUGGUGUAUUAUGGAGAUAUUUCAAGUUAUUUAUCCCAGUCAAUUUAACUUAUGUGAAACACGAAGUGCGAGAGCUGUGCGUAUUACGGCUGAUACACGCGUUUUGUGAGGCCGCUCCAAUGCUACUUUUGCAGCUGUACGUCCUAUUUGGCGCUACCGAUGGUAGUGAAAUAGAAGCUGAGAAGCCGAAAGAAGGCGAAGGCAAAGACAGUAGUAAAUUAGCGAAGCUAACGCUAGUGUCGGCAGGACUCUCCCUGUGGAGCGUAUGCUGGGCGGUAGCCAGUUUCAGCAAGGGUGCUGCGCGUCUACGUAAUCUAGAACGUUUAGUGCUAACAUGGUUGGGAGUGCUAGCGCAAUUAUUUUGGCGUCUGGGGACAGUGAGUGCUCGUGUCGGAGCACUGGUCGCGUAUGCUUCGCUGUACGGUGGACAAUGGCUGUUGAUCGUGAUGGCUCUCCACUGGUUAUCUAUGUUAACAUGGUUACUACUCACACCGGAUGGACUCUUCCACGGUAGCGAACGUCUGCCUCUUCUUAGGAAGAGUUUUCUCGCUUCUCUUCUUGCCUUUGUAUAUAUAUUCGCAUAUGUUAAUCUACACGAGACGAAUCAUCGUCAAAAAAUGGUGAUAUUUUACACUGUAAUGUUCUUGGAAAACAGUUUACUUAUUGGCGUAUGGAUAGCUGGUGUUAAUCGUGCUGAUCUUUUGCCUCAUCAGCAUCAUCUACAUCCAGUUACUCUAGUAUUUGUUCUAUUAGCUUUAUUUUUUGGUGGCAUGUUUUUUAUGGGUCUUUAUUACAGAUUUUUUCACGUGAGAAGAUUGAGGUAUGAAGCUGGUGGACGAAUGACUGGUUCGAAUCUUACUACAUUAUCCAAUCAGGAUAAUGCAGAAGAGAAACAAAUAGAUUAUAAUGAGGAGAAAAAGGUCGAUAUUAGCAUUGGUAUGAGAAAAGUUAAAUUAAGCAACGGCGGUAUACCGGGCGUAUUCAAUUGCCGUUUCGCGAAUCCAACAGUUGUAAAUCCGAAUCGCAAAAAGAAGAAACCAACCAGCUUUGUACCACCGCCACCACCGCAAUCACAAACAGGCACAAUGAUCAAUUCUGUAGCGGCGAUAAACGAUUCAAAACAGUGGCUUAAUAUGGGGAACGGAUCACGGCAAUUGAUUCCAUUUUGGAAGAAGCCUAUAUCUUCUAAUGUAGUACAGAAUGAUAGUCCCAACGAACGCAAAGAUGAGACUGAUAUGGCAAUCGGUGGCUCGUUGAAUGUAACAUUAAUACGAGAAAAACUGAAGGAAAAAAAGCAACAGCAAUUGCGUGAACUACGAGCCAUACAAGAAGAGAUCAAGGAAGGUAAACUGUUCCCACCUCCGUCCGCUUCUACAUCCUCUUUUUCAUCCUCCCCUUCCGCAUCUAAUCAGCAACCACCACCAAAUACAAAAUUGCAUACAUCUCCAAGUUCCCCGUUAUUUACAUCUCCGUCGUCAUUCACUGAGCAGAAUGGCGGCGGUGCGUUAUCGUCCUGGCCGCCCGUGAAAAUGCAUUGCCUCUUACCUCCACCUUCUUCCUCAUACUAUCCUAACUCGCAUCUCUCGAAUCCGUGGAGAGCGGCGCCACAGCGAGAACGAGCGGAUACGCCAGAGAUAUUACUAGCACCGCGAUGUCUUCCGCAUCAUUAUCCUCAUUGGUCACCACCUGGACAUCUUAGUCACAGAUUGCAUGCGAAUCAGAAUGGCAUCGAAGAAAAUUCCAAAGGCGAAGGCGAAGGAGAGGCGGAAAUUAGUGACAUGGAGGGUAGUCAAGUCUCAUUACCUAGAAGCUACACACUUCCUCGCGAGUUUAAGUAUAAUCCUAACAGCGCGAGAGAACGAGAACGUCGUGCGGGAAAUAAUAAAAUAUCCUCUUCUCGUUUUUACUUGCCGUCCACUAAUAGUUCCGAUGGCGAUGUAGAUAGCGCUGAUAAUGAAGAUGAGACAGAUUCAGAAGCACAAAUGCAAACAAAAGUUAAUCACGGUCAUAAUUACGACGAAAUCUUACAAAGGCGUCACGCAUAUGAAAAUAACGAAGGAAAUGAUGUCACUGAUCCUAACAGUACUGUGUCUAAUGUUACAUUUAACAAUUGUUAUCUAAAUAAUUCUCACAGUGCUCUACGACCAAGUCAAUUACUCAGAACACGAGUGAAACACGAAACGAAACUUUAAGUUAUGUUGUAAUGUUAAUUGUAAAUCUUGUUAUGCGUAUAGUGUUCAAAAAUCUCUUUCAGAAUCUUUUUUCUUAAAUAUUAAGAGUAUAAAGCCGUUGACCUCGCAAAUUAACGACGAUAUAUUUAAAAACAAAGUAUAUAUAAUACAUGAACAUGCGAAAGUAUAUUAUAUUUUUAUAGUGAGAGUGUGUUGACAUGCAUUACUCACGUACGAUUUAAUUUAAUUUAAUUCUUAUUUUAUUGUAAUGUUUUGCAUACAAUUAUAUAAAUGAGACAU